AUGCAGCCAACCACUAAGAGCGAUGGGUACAGUUUCGGCGUGGUGCUGCUAGAGCUGGUCACAGGGAGGCUUCCUAUCUUGCACAGCCCUCAGCCCACCAGCGUCAUCCAGUGGACACGGCAGCACCUGGCGGGCGUGGUGGACGCGUCCAUGGGAGGCGACCAUGAUGUCAACAGCGUGUGGAAAGCCACGGAGAUCGCGCUCCAGUGCACCGAGCAGGCGUCGGCGCAGCGCCCCACCAUGACCGACGUGGUGGCGCAGCUCCUGGAGUGCCUCGACCUCGAGAAGGGGCGCACAGGGGGCGACGCCAACAAAAGCUUCUUCUCCAACCGAGACAGCGGCGACAAGACCUUGGGUUACAAUGCGCACGUUGCUAACCAAUCCACUGACGUUAGCCAGAGCAGUGCAUUUGAAAUGAUGCCAAUGAUGGCUACAUGUCCUGCCACGAGGUAA
Molecule: messenger RNA, 453 nt
Organism: Miscanthus lutarioriparius
Lineage: Eukaryota; Viridiplantae; Streptophyta; Magnoliopsida; Poales; Poaceae
Source: the annotation of a GenBank genome assembly